AUGGAUAUCCCCAUUCAGUACCCAUGGUACCGCCGGGCCUACCCGUAUCGACGCGGCGACCUGUCCUUCGUCGAUUCCCUCACCGACUGGCCUCUCGUCUGGCCUUUCCCAUGGUCCUUUGCUUGGAUGCGCCCAAGUUUCAUGCGCUGGUUAAACUGGCCUGAAAAUGGUCACAGUGAGAUGCAUGUGGAAAAGGAUCGCUAUGUGAUUUAUCUGGACGUGAAGCAUUUCUCACCGGAUGAGCUGAGCGUCAACGUCGGCGACGAGCACAUCACAAUACACGCCAAGCAUGAAGAUCGACAGGACGACCACGGCUACGUGUCCAGGGAGUUUCUACGGAAGUACAGGCUUCCUACCGGAGUGUCGUGCGCUGAUAUCUCCUCCAGCUUGUCCUUCGAUGGCGUGCUGACAAUCACCGCGCCCAGAUCUUCACCUGGCCCCGAGCGUAACAUCCCAAUAUCCUGUGAGGAUGGAACAGCCAAGCAGAAAAUGUAG
Syngnathus typhle (broad-nosed pipefish) is the source of this 495-nucleotide messenger RNA. Its product is annotated as alpha-crystallin B chain-like. Gene Ontology annotation, biological process: response to heat; protein refolding. The record is from RefSeq and is a predicted model, not a curated record. The transcript is spliced from 3 exons. The coding region runs from base 1 to 495 and encodes 164 amino acids. Gene Ontology annotation, molecular function: protein folding chaperone. Lineage: Eukaryota; Metazoa; Chordata; Actinopteri; Syngnathiformes; Syngnathidae.